Molecule: messenger RNA, 3610 nt
Organism: Manduca sexta (tobacco hornworm)
Lineage: Eukaryota; Metazoa; Arthropoda; Insecta; Lepidoptera; Sphingidae
Product: homeotic protein empty spiracles
Exons: 3
Coding region: 112-921 (269 amino acids)
Biological process (GO): brain development; regulation of DNA-templated transcription; neuron differentiation
Molecular function (GO): DNA binding; DNA-binding transcription factor activity, RNA polymerase II-specific
Source: RefSeq, a predicted model, not a curated record
CCGCGGCUCAUUCGGCCGCGCGCCGCCCUGGCGUUCGUAUCGCGUCACGAUGGAUCGUGUGUGUGACAUGUGCAUCUGAUUUGGUGUAAUUAUUGUGGCGGAACCGGAAGCAUGAUGCCUCUCGCACCGACCCCUGUGGUGGCGGUGCCAUCGAAGCCGAAGAUCGGGUUCAGUAUAGACAGUAUAGUGGGUGGUUCGGAGCGGUCGAAGCGCGCGUCACCGCCGCUGGGCAGCCCGGGCUCGCCGUCGCCGGUGGCGUCGCCGCGCAGCCCGUCGCCGCGGCCGGUGGUGCGGCCGAGCGCGCUGCCGGCGGUGUUCCCGUCGCCGGAGCUCAAGCGGCUGCCGUACCUGGAGGCGCAGACCCACCACCAGUUCCUGGCGCAGUUCCAGGGCGCGGCGCUGGCGGCGGCGCUGGCGCACCAGCAGCAAGGGUUCGCGCCGCUGCACCCGCCGCCACACCACCCCGCCGCGCCCGUGCCGCGCGAGUCCUACCAGCUCUACCCCUGGCUCAUCAACAGGCACGGACGACUCUUCCCGCACAGGUUUCCUGGAGGUCCAGACAUCCCCGGGUUCCUUCUGCAGCCGUUCAGGAAACCGAAGAGGAUCAGAACGGCAUUCUCCCCCUCGCAACUGCUUAAACUGGAGCAUGCGUUCGAGAAAAACCAUUACGUGGUGGGCGCUGAGAGGAAACAGCUCGCCCAAGCGCUCAGUCUCACCGAGACGCAGGUAAAAGUGUGGUUCCAAAACAGAAGAACGAAGCACAAACGAAUGCAGCAAGAGGAAGAAGCCAAGAGCGGGAAGUCCGGCUCCUCAAACCCCAAGCCUGACGAGGGCCACAUGAACAACUCGUACGAGGAGGAAGACGAGGAACUGAUCGAUAUGGACAUGGACGAACUAAGUGAAAGUGAAAAUGAGACGUAAGAGAAGUGACGUUGUAAAUAGUAGUUGUAUUCAUUAAUUUAUUAUGUAUAGACGGCGAGAUACGCCUUUAUGCGCGGAGUUUGCGUUCGUACGAAAUUCGUGCGAUUUUCACGAAGCAAUGACGGGAAUUGAUUAUUUGCAGUUUUAGCUCAAAUAAUGAAUUAUAAACAGUGAUUCAUAUAUGAUACAUUAACCGAAAAUUAUGUAUUAAAAUCCACGAAAAGUUCCAGUGAAGUUGUCGUGCCGGGAUAACAUAAAAGUUAGGUAUAGCCUGAAUAUUUCAAUUUGUCUGGCUUCUUAUCGGAUCUAGUAUGAGGCCAUUAGCAUACUAUCAGAGUUAGAAGUCUGUAAAGGUGUUGUUAUCGCGUCGCCCUUCGUGAAAAUUUUGAUAAAAUAUGUAACUGGAUUUGUUUAUAUAUUGUGGCUUGUGUUAAAAAUUAUCACGCAAAUAUUUAACACGUAAUUGACUCUGAUAAACAAUUUAUUACAAUAUUAUUAUUAGAAAACAAUUUGUGAGAUUAAGUAUUUCCAUUUGUGUUCCAUAAAAAAUAUAAUAUAUUUGCUAUUAUUAUCAGCCUUUUGGAAUAAAAACAAUUAAAGCUCUUAACAUAGUGAUCAACAUAUCCAAUAAUUUAAUGAUUUCUGUCUUUACUUUAAUUACCUACGGAUCAAGCUUACUUUUGCAAUGCCAUUAAGCCUACAGAUAAUUUAUGGCAUCCCUAAUUUACCGGCUCAUUUUGUCCAGUAGUUAAUUAUCUUAUUAGACGAAAAUUCCAACGGCGACGUAAAUUAAAGAUUUUUUAAUUUAGUGACAGCUAUUAAAUUAACCGAACACAAAAUGGCGCCUGUAUUUCUAGUUAACGCGUCAAACUUUAGAUAACUAAAUUGGCUUUAUUAUAAUAGUUUUGGGACCAUUUUGAAUUAAUUAAAAAAAUUACGUUUUUGACGAGCCCCUCGAGUGAUGUGGGUAUAAUUAGACAUUUUAGAUUUCGAACGCUGAUAUAGUGGUUUCCGAACGAGCUGUCAAGAUGGAAAGAGAUAGAUAUAUGUAUUCUUUAAAGUGAGGAAAGGAUAGAUGAAAGAUGAAGUCGAUAUUACUGGUGUGUUAUUAAGAAAUGCGCGUGGUAUCGCCGGUCCCAUCGUGGCCAGUAAUUGCGGGACCGAAUUGUAUAGGUGUGUGACGAUUGUUUUCGACGGCUAUUUGUCUAUGAUUUCUGAUACGAUAUGCAUCUAUGUCGUAACCUUUUUUGACGCUUUAUUAUUUGUUAUUGAUUAGCACUCGCGCGACAAAGCUUUGUGUAGUCUAUGAUUUAUAUCGAUUUUGAUAUCGAUAUGACGUCCGAAUUUAUUAUGCCAGAAUUGUCAUUAUUUAUUAGACUAUUUUGUUGUGCAAGUGUUUAUUAGAGAUCAAAAUUCACGUGCACAGUAUGAUAACUGGUUACCAUUUUCCUUGAAACCCACAAAUUCUAAGCAUUCGGUGGUGGAAUGUGGAUUAUUCAGAAAUAAGUUCAAACAUACAAAAUAAUUGCUAUCGAAAAUACCUGAUACAUUUUCCAGUUUCAUUUACUUCCAUCUCGCUAUUAAGUAGCUGCUGGCAGCCCUUUAAAAGCGACCUUAACAGACAAGAAAUAAAAUCUACUUUCAUAAAUUUUUUGCCGACCCGAAAGUACGCUAUAUUGUGUAGAGCUACUACAAAGCUUCAAAGGCUUUUUGCAGUAUUCUAUUCUAGUCAACAGUCAGUCAGUCAGUCACAAUUUAAUUUAAACAUGACAUCAUCUUAAAACAAGACGAAGUUUCCGCUAGCACUUAAAAUAGAAUAGUCGUUAAAGCUCUACGAAAAGCAAAUUACACAUUUAAAAUACUACUACACAAAAAUACAAUUGUUAUGCGUCAAGAACUUGCUAUAUUAACAUUUGUAUGAGUACUAACUACAAAAGAUUUUUGAGCCAAAACCUCGUAUUGUAGGCUGUAGUUAUUUGCGUCUACGUGGGAAUCUAACUCAAAAUCUUUGCUUUAUGGUAAUUAAGACUGCAGAGGUAAAUCAUUUAAGAAAACAUCAUAAGAAAGCUAUAACUUGGUCAUUUAUCGAAGAAUAAAAAUAUAUUUAAGAUACUAACGUGUUUUCAUACAAUAUCACUCUUUUGUUCCUACCAAUCAUGUGCAAUAUAAUAUGUAUGCACUUUUAUCCUAUUUGGAUUAAAUCAAGUGUAAUUAUAAAGUAUUAGCGGCUUAAUAGCAUGGUGCAAGAUCAUGUAGUAUUUUGUAAUGCUAAGUUCUGGAUAGCGUGCCUCUUGUCACUAGCAAGUUAUUCAUACAGUUGUAUUAAAAAUAUAUUUUCAACGCAAUAUACUUCUUAAUAAUGUUCAUUUUGCAAUAGCCAUUAGCUCUGUUCGCUACUUGCGUGAAGGUAAUACUCUUGUUUACAUUAAUAAAUGCUCGUAUAAUAGACAAUGGCAUAAAAACCAGUUUACCUUUCAUUCAAAUGAAAGAAAAAAUGAAAAUACGUAAUUUCUUAAUCCACCUUAAUAAUGGACUAUAUUACCCGUUACUUUGGUAUUUAUGGUCUAAUUGUCUUUGGAGCGUGUCGAAUGUGUGGAAUAGGGAAUUGUCUGUGGUCUGAAAUACUUAAAACUAGACAACAUGAUAAUUUGUGGACAAUGUUUCAUCCUUUUAAUUAGACAUCAUUGAA